Macrobrachium nipponense is the source of this 6319-nucleotide messenger RNA. Its product is annotated as contactin-1-like. The coding region runs from base 166 to 1107 and encodes 313 amino acids. Lineage: Eukaryota; Metazoa; Arthropoda; Malacostraca; Decapoda; Palaemonidae. Gene Ontology annotation, molecular function: protein binding. The record is from RefSeq and is a predicted model, not a curated record. The transcript has 7 exons.
AAGAGGACAGAGAGCUGUGUAUAAGCUCUGAGAUUUCGCAGACUGUCGUAAACUAAACUUCAGUCGUCUAUAGCUUGGGAACGAAACCACAACAACAAUGAUGACGCCCCACUUAGGGUUUUAGUGACUCAUUACGCUUGUAAAAGUGACUUUAGCAAUGAAGAAAUGAUCCUUAGGGAUUUAUUUGUUCUCCUGCAUCUAUUCAAAGGUGUAUAUGGUAGUAUCUUGGACCAUAUCCCCCAUGAUGUGAUUACUCGCUAUGUUGAUGUAGAAGACGAUGUAACUCUCCAAUGUGACCAUGGUUCUAACAUUUCUGUCGUUUGGCUUAGUGACGGACCACACAAUAACGUUGGAAGACAAGUACACACAGAUGGGUCAUUAUAUUUGCCCAAUGUCACACGGCAGAUGACUGGAUAUUACAUUUGCCGCCAGGAGUUUGAAGAAAGACUUCUUUCAUCCUAUAAUUUGAUAGUCAGAGGACCUCCUGAUCCUCCACAAAAUGUUACUGUCCAUGCAUUGACUGUAAUUGCCAUUGUCAAAUGGCAUUUGCACCUGGACGAUGAUUGGGAAGACUCCUUAGAAGGACCAAAGACAACAUUGCAGCUCAGAUAUCGACGACUUCCUUCCAGCCAGUGGUUGCAUCUUCCUCACCAUAUUGCUCCCAAUCAGAAUCAAGUUGAUAUAUAUCAUCUUCAGCCAAAUAGUACUUAUGAGUUUCAACUUUGGACCAAAAAUAGUUAUGGUGUCAGUGAUAUUGUUUCUGUCAAUGGUACUACUCUUCACGAUGUAGCAGAAAUUGAGUUAGCAAGGAUGCUAGAGGAAAACAUGGAAGGAUUUAGUCCUCAAGUGUGGAUUGUGGCUGUUGUCAUUGUCAUGGGUGUGAUAACUGUCUCAGGUCUCUAUCUUCUUGUGGACCAUUGUCAGCAGCACAGGUUUGGUAAAUCAGAUGUAGAUUGUUCUGAGGGAAUUGAACUUGUGCCAAACAUUAUUGAAAAUCCAGGUUAUCAGAAUAGUCAUGGAGACCCCAACAACCAUCUUGAGGCAGCAAUACACGAAAGUCUCCUUAUGUCCCCUACAGCUUCUUGUAGUCGGACAGCUCUGGUAUGAUGCUGUUGUUUGAUGCUGCCAUGUUGAGGCUGUUCUAUCUGUUUGUUUAUUUGUAUGUGUGUUUACAUAUUUGUUAAUGUGUUGUAAGUUUUUCAGGACAGUUUCUUUUAUAAAGGAAAGUUCUUUAGUACAAGGUUGUAACAGUGUGCCAGAGGAUUAGUGAGUGAAUGCAUAAUUUAAUGCAGUUUAUGACAAAAGUAUCUGAUUUUGAUGUAAAGUUAUUCCAAGUAUGGCAGUAAACAAAUAUUAUCUGAAUUACUUAUGUUACUACCAACUACUGCAGUAUGUAGUGUACAUGAAAUUUCUGGGAUAAGACAUAGACUGUAGUUGGAGGUGCAAUCAAGACAAGACAGUGAAUUAUAGUAAAUUUUGAUGAAUACAAGUUUCUGAGAAUAUUCUUUCACUUUCAAAAUUGUUGGCUUAACAGCCUAUAUCUCAGAUUAGUACAUGAUUUUUGGGACUCUAUCAGCACAAAAUAAUAUGGGAAAAAGUCUGGUUUUUCACUAAAUGUAAGGGUCUUUUCAAAUAUAUUUCACUUUUGCUUAGUAAGUUGCUGUCGUAGUAUUGGGAAAUCUCUAAAUAAUUUUAUCUUGCACAGCUAUUACAAUUUCACUUAUGAAGCAACUUUAAAGGGAAAAAGGAGUUUUCUAAUAAACAAACUUUGCUAUGUGCACUUGCUCAAAAGCAAUGUAAUCAUUGCUUCAACUGCUGAUUGCACAAAACUUCUAUGCUUUUGUAGUUUACGCAUCAGAAACUUGUCACAUCACGUCUUGUACAAAAACUUUGUGUAAUUACUAAUAGAACCUCAUCCUCAGAAAUUUAAAGAAAUUAACAAUUUUAGGAAAAGUGAUUGAAACUACAUCUUGGCAUUGCUGACACUCAGUUAAUGAAAUAAUACUAAUAUUUAUAAUUUGUUGAUGUUAGUCCAGGAAAGAUUACACCUCUCCAGAUGUACAACAGGUGAUCAAUUAAAAUUUCAGGAAACUAGUCACCUUUGCAAGAGCUAUUAUGAGGUAUCAUUUAUUUCUCCUUUAAUGGUUGUAAUAGGUUUCCAACCUCAAGCAUAAGUUUAUUACACUUUCAUUAUUAGGGAUUUAUCAGAGAAAAGAAAAAGAAAUUUGGUUUGCUGUGAGUAUGAGCACCAUGCAAAAAAUUUGAUUUAUUCCUACUGCAAGGUAUUUGGUAUGCUGUACUUCUCUCUGAGUAGUGUGAUUUUAGUUUAUGGGUUCUCUUGUGUUUGAAGUGCUCAGAUGCCUUUUUUCACAUUUUAGAAAAAUACAAAAUCUAUAAAAUUAAUUUAGUAAGAUAAGACUAGUUAUUAGACAGGUAUGGUAUGACUUUUUAUUUGAUUUUAGAGAAUAAGCUUUUUAUCAUCAUCUUAUGGAUUGCCUCUCUUAUCUUAUUGUUUACUUUUAUUCUAGUCACUUAGAGUAUAUCUCACUUUUGUUUCCCCACUGUGUCAUUAGCUACUUUUAAGAGGAAGGUGAUUGUUAGAGUAGCUCUCUAGUAGGAUAAUGGGAAUUCAAUCAGCAGUUUAUACUUAUGAUUUUCUGGAGGUGAACAGGUUCUUUCAUGAAGGGUUUUAGAAGUCCUGAGACAUUAAUGGGGUUUCCAUGUAGCUUGAUAAACUUGUAUGAUGUUUAUACAUUUCAUUGUUGACUUUUACAGUACUGUAACUAUUAAACCGUAUAUUAAAGUAUCAAGGUGUAAACUUGUGGAUUGAAUUGAUUUACAAGUUGUCGUAAGAUUUGGUGUAGGAAAAAUAAGUAGUAUUGCCAAGUGCCACGAAUCAUUUUUUACCAUGCUAGUCAAAUUCAUAGGUCUCUUAUACCAUAGCUUAGGUGGUGCAUCAGAGGCCUAAGUUGAUGUAUGGCAACUCUUCUGUUAAACUCAGGGACCUUUGAUUAUGCAGGAAAUGAUAGUACUGCAUAGAUAUUUGUCAGGUCAUCUUCUGCUCUCUUUUAGUGUAUUGAAAGCUUUUGAGAUUGAUUAAGCUCAAAAGUUUAGUGGGAAAGGGAAGUAAGACAUUUACUUUAACGAAGUGCAAAGAUUAUUUAGUAUUUGUUAGUGAAAUGUGAUUCAAUAUAUGUUAGUGAAAUGUGAUUCAGAAUAAGUAUUAGUUGAAGAUAUAAAAUGUGGCUUACUAAACUUCUUGGAAUGUAUUAAAGUAAAUGUAACUACUACUGUAAAGUGAUGAGAAUUGCUGUUAAAGUCAAAUGUCAUUGAAGACAUGUGUCGUAAUUUGUUGUUCAUUGAAAGAAAUUAUCAGGAGUAGAUUAAAACCUAGUUAUUUACUAGAAACAGGUUUGGGCUUUGGCUUUGUGAGUGAAUAAUUGAAACAGAUGCUUUUGUUGCUUUCUAGGCCUAUGAUAACAGUUGCUCUGGUGCAUUAGCUUAGCCCUCUGAUGAGCUAACUCUUUUGGUAAACUACGAGAUCUGUGAUGGUCAUACAUGCCUUGCUUUGUAAGUGCUUUUGAUGUUAUGUAAUGCAGUAUAGCAUUGUAGUUUGACUGCUCUUGGCACUCGGUCAAGAGUUUGUGAAGAUGCAUAGUUGUGGAUUGUUUGCAUAUUUUUUGUAUGCUGUGUCUUGAAUCUGGCUAGGUUUAAGUGAAUGUCGGAGAUUGUCAUCAGUCGCUUGUAAGGAUCAGUCAGCUAGAUAUUAUUUUGUAAGUUUCAUAUGUUUACAAUUAUGCUGUGCGUUUGAGACGCACAUAUCAUAAGGCUGUCAAGAUUCCAUUUAGUGUUGUGACUCCUCUUUAGCAUGGCAUUGGAACUUUGUGUGAUGGUGUUUGGGAUCUGAAGUAUAGCAGCAAUUUUAGAACAUGGUCAAUGCUUGGUCAUUGACGUGAAGUUCAUAUUCAUUGUUCAUUCCAUUUAUAUUGAUUCAUUCCUUAUGGACAUGGAAGUCACAAGGUUUCAGACUUACUUGUGUUUUUAGUUUGAACAUAGAAAUUUUUAUUUAAAGUAUAAGCUUAUUGUUUUAUGCAGUUUCAUUCAUCUAUUUAUCAGCAGCACAGGGAAAUGGUUACCCAAGUCUUUAUGAUUAGUUUCUUGCAUUUAUGAGUGUUUCUGCUUUGUAAGUAGGUGCCUUUUUUGUUUUUGUUUUCAGUAUAUUGUAUUAGUGAUGAGUUGUGUCAGGCUUACUAAAUCAGGGUCAAAAUUUAAUUUCUGUAUCUUUAGUUUGGCUGUACACAGUCAUUGCUAUAUUUUGAAUUUGCUGUGAAACAAAUGCUUACUUUCUUGCCACUUUAUUCCUUUUCUUACCGAUGGAUAAUGGUCGCUAAAUAGGACAUUAGUGAUGCAGCUUCAUAUGAUAAGCCACAUCAUCUCUGAUCUACUGUUAUCAUUAAUGGAUUUUUCUAAUGGUUGUAAACCUCUAGUGAAAAGUGUCUCAAGCGCUGAGGCAUUGCCAUAUACUUGUGUUUAAUAGCUUGACUCCAAUAUGAUCUUUCAUCUGUGUAGGGAAGCAAGUGAUUGGUUAUGUGUCACCUUUUAUUUUUCUUAUUAGAAACUGUUGGGUAAGUUUUUAAUGUCCUUAAAUGGUGUUCGUUCUCAAUUUCUCUGUUUAUUCGCUUGCAUUCUGCUUUUAAUUUUGAUCAAAAUGUGGGUCUGAGUAGCUUCAUAGAGCAGUUUUAAAGACUAAGAUUUUUUAGCAUCUCACUGAAUACUUAUGAUACUUAGAUUGCAGACAUCAAUUAUUAGUGGUCUACAAUUCAUUGUAAUAUUGUGAUAGUAAUGUGAGUAUUCAUUUUGAACUCUUCAAAAGAGGAACAAAAAAAUAUAUAUAUACGUAUAUAUAUGUGUGAUUAAAAGUAAUUCUGGGGUUAAGGAAAGAAUGCAGACUGAUUUUAGUCAUAGAAGAUUUAGCUCUGAAAUGGGAUAAAUUAGUACUUUUAUUUGCCGACAGAACUGAGCAGUUUUUUUUUUUUUUUUUUUUUUUUUUUUUUUUUUUUUUUUUUUCAGAAUAGUAUACUAAUGUGUAUGGUACAUAGUACUGGAAAACAUGAUUGAAGAAUUUUUACAGGCAAAGCAUUACCAGUUGGUUGUAUAAGUAUAAAUUGAUAAUGAGAAUGCUUUACAUCUUCAAUGGAGAGUUUUAAGUGCAGAUACUAGAAUGUAGUGAUAAAUGCAUUUGUGUUCAAAGGACCUGUAUAGAACCUCUUGGUAAAUGCAACAGAAGCUCGCUGGUCACUGUCUGAAGUUUAGUACAAGCAUGUAGAAUAUUGUUCAGCAUACCUUUAGAGUGCAAGCUUGUAGAAUUUUGUGUGAAAUUUGAAGAUAAGAGCCUUCAAUUCCUAAAAUUAUGCCACUCACAUAAAGUUCUCUAGGCCUUUAUAAGUGCUACAUCAACAAGUCAAUAUUCUGCUAACUAGAGUACUCCCUUGUUUACUGCUGGAAGAUUGAAAUUAAGAGGUUGUAAUCAUUAGAAAGUUUGUUGCAUAAAUUAAUACAUAUCUUCCAUUUCGAUGAUUACAUUGAUGUUUAUUAAAAGUGGUUAUCUCACUGAUACCAAAUAAAGAAAGCAUGACAGCAAAUACAUGACUGAUUGAAUUAUCUGUUGUACAUGUAGAUGUGUUUUAUGGUUGCUGUAUUGAGUUAUGAGAACUUUUUUCUAAAAAAAAGAAAAAAAAACAAAUUUGACGUUGUCAAAGCUAGUUGCCAAAUUGAGUGUGCUACUGAAAGUCAAGAAGCAGAUAACAAGGGAUUACGUUACACAUUACUGAUUUAUACAUGGUUAGUUUUUAGAUGAGUUGAAGUUCCAUUAUAGUCUUCCCUGAUAUUUAUAUUUAUCAUGAAUAGCCAACUUUUGCAUUUCUCUCCAAGUCCAUAAUCUGUUGUGUAGUCAGGUUUUGGAAUCUCCUGUCCCUGAUAUUUUCAAGUCAAUUGAUGUACAGUACUUUGGUUAGGUGUAUAUUCCAUUCUUUCAGGAUAUGGUGAUACCAUACUUGUAUUUCAGGUUAUGGUGAUAACAUAUACAUUUUCAAUAAAUAGACUUUAUGUUGUUGUGACUGUCAUUUGGUGAUAAGUAAAUAUGCAUUAAUUUAGUAAUAAUUGAGGUAUGAAAUAACAUGCCAUGAGCUCCAUAGCUUUUUUUUAUUGAAUCUCAGUACUUGGUUGGUUUAACAGUAUUUAAUUUAGGCUCCAGAUUGGUUGGGAAUAUAGUCAUUGUAUUUUCUUUAUAUUAUGUACAUGAAAUAAAGAUAUUUCAUAU